AUGAUUCUUCGUGGCCGAUUCGUUCUCAGCACAAACUCGAAGAACAUCGCUGGCAAGCUUCACGGAGAAGUCGAGAUUGUUAUUCUCAAAACACUCUAUUUCUAUUACUCGAAGGGAGCGAAGCACCGAAUUGAGAUUCGGGUUGUGUCUUGCGGUACCAACCGGAUUCCUUCGGGUGAACACCCUGCCAUUAACUCGAAUGCAUCUUAA
Molecule: messenger RNA, 210 nt
Organism: Rhizoctonia solani
Lineage: Eukaryota; Fungi; Basidiomycota; Agaricomycetes; Cantharellales; Ceratobasidiaceae
Exons: 2
Coding region: 1-210 (69 amino acids)
Source: RefSeq, a predicted model, not a curated record